Molecule: messenger RNA, 1013 nt
Organism: Mytilus californianus (California mussel)
Lineage: Eukaryota; Metazoa; Mollusca; Bivalvia; Mytilida; Mytilidae
Exons: 5
Coding region: 141-743 (200 amino acids)
Biological process (GO): vesicle-mediated transport; intracellular protein transport
Cellular component (GO): cytoplasm
Molecular function (GO): GTP binding; GTPase activity
Source: RefSeq, a predicted model, not a curated record
CAAAACGGAGGAGUAUUUUCACAAAGUAUUGAUUUCUUUGUUUCGCUUGAACUACUGUUGACGUAACAGGAAUUGGAAGUAGUUCAAAAAACACAAUUGACGGAAUACUUCCAUUUUGACAACUUAAUGUUCUAAAACGCAUGGGUGGAAGGUCCUCGAAAGUUGAUGAAUUAUUUUCACACUUUCCACAGUUAGAUAAAACUCAUAUAAUAGUGAUUGGAUUACACAAUGCGGGUAAAACAUCCAUUAUGCGAGGCAUGGGUUUAGAUUCCGGCUUGAAGAAGAUUUCCCAGGUAGGAAUGCCAAUUCUGACAGCAAAGAUUGGUAAAAAUGUCCACAUCACAGCAUGGGAUGUUGGUGGACCUGGCAAAUUACGGAGUAUGUGGGAGCAUUAUUUCAGUGUAUCUAAAGGUAUAGUGUUUGUAGUUGAUAGUACUAACAAGGAAACACUAGCAGAAGCUUCUGUGGAACUUAAUACCAUUUUAAAUAAAAAGAUAUUGGCUGGUGUUCCUUUAAUGGUAAUGGCAAACAAGCAAGAUAUGCUCGAAAAGAUGCCUAUUUCCGAUAUUUCAACUGGUCUGCAUCUAUAUGACUUGAACAGAAUGUGGGACAUUAUAGGAACCUGUGGCACAACUGGAGAUGGCGUAUAUGAAGCCAUGAAAGGAAUUAGUGAGAUGAUGAAAAUACGUGAAAAGAGAAAACUAGAUAAUAAGAUAGCAGAUGCUUGUAUGGUCGAAAUUUAGCAAAUUUUUUGACGGCUUAAUUUACGAUGUGUAUUUGGUAGUUUCAUGAAAUGUUGAGAAUUGCUGAGAAAUAGAAAAUGAUAAUUCUUUAUAAAAGGAUGAACUUUGUGAUGAACUUUGUGACUGAAGGCAAGAAAGCAGCUUUUAGUAACUUGUAAGUCAUAGAUGACAAACUAAGUAACUAUAUAGGUGUGUAUGCUGUUAUGUAUUUUUUAAAAUGAGGCUGUAUUUUCGUUUUAAAAUUUGUAAUAAAACAGAUCCAACACAUCA